This is a messenger RNA of Ostrinia nubilalis (European corn borer), 4702 nucleotides long. RefSeq lists its product as uncharacterized. The coding region runs from base 89 to 4435 and encodes 1448 amino acids. The transcript has 20 exons. Gene Ontology annotation, biological process: ubiquitin-dependent protein catabolic process; nuclear-transcribed mRNA catabolic process, deadenylation-dependent decay; protein polyubiquitination. The record is from RefSeq and is a predicted model, not a curated record. Gene Ontology annotation, cellular component: cytoplasmic stress granule. Gene Ontology annotation, molecular function: ubiquitin protein ligase activity; RNA stem-loop binding; metal ion binding. Lineage: Eukaryota; Metazoa; Arthropoda; Insecta; Lepidoptera; Crambidae.
GGUUCACGGCUGCUGACGGAUCAUGUUUUGAAGUGGGCAAAAAUUGAAUGUGUUAUUUUUGUGAUGAGUGUUCGUGUUAUUUGUAAGAAUGCCAAUACAGGCGCCGCAGUGGACGGACUACCUCAACUGUCCGGUGUGCUGCCGCGAGUUCGGCGCGCCUCCCCGUAGCCCCAUCAGCCUCGGCUGCGGGCACACCCUGUGCAGGCAUUGCCUCAAGCACCUGCACAGGAAACAAUGCCCUUUCGACCAGACUGUGAUCCAGGUGGAAGCGGAGGAGUUGGUGGUAAACACGGCGCUGCUCCAACUAGCGGGGUACACGCCGCCAGCGCAGCCCUACCACCCGCCGUGCAUCCAAGCGCUGCCGGAGCACGACCGGCAGGCCUACGACGCGAUCGUGCGGUGCCUGGAGCACCUGGCCGUCUUCCUCAAGUACUGCGGGAAUGCGAACAGCACCGGUAGCAGCCGGCUGUCGCGGCCGAUGCAGCGCAAGCUGGUGACGUUGCUGCAAUGCGCGAUGACGGACGACGAGGGCCGAGGCCGGGCGGCGCGCGCUGCACGGUCUCUUGGCGAGAGGACCGUCACCGAGCUCAUACUACAGCACCAGAAUCCGCAACAGCUGAGCGCCAACUUGUGGGCGGCGGUGCGAGCGCGCGGCUGCCAGUUCCUCGGGCCCGCCAUGCAGGAGGAGGUCCUCAAACUGGUCCUCCUGGCCUUGGAAGACGGCUCCGCGUUGUCUAGAAAGGUUUUAGUGAUGUUUGUAGUCCAAAGAUUGGAGCCCCACUUCCCGCAGGCUUCCAAAACUAGUAUAGGGCACGUUGUGCAGUUGUUGUACAGAGCGUCUUGUUUUAAGGUAUCAAAACGUGAAUGCGAUUCGUCGCUAAUGCAAUUAAAAGAGGAAUUCAGAUCGUACGAGUCGUUGCGUAGAGAGCACGACGCGCAGAUAGUGCAGAUAGCGACGGAGGCCGGUCUGAGGAUCGCGCCUGACCAGUGGAGCGCCCUGCUGUAUGGCGACACAGCUCAUAAGAGCCACAUGCAAAGUAUUAUUGACAAGCUGCAAACGCCGCAGUCCUUCGCGCAGUCAGUCCAGGAGCUGUUCAUAGCGCUGCAGCGGACCGGGGACCCGGCGCAGCUGGUGCUCAUGAGCGGACACCUCGACCGGCUGGCCGGCAUCGACGCUAGUCCAGCGCUGCAGCGGACCGGGGACCCGGCGCAGCUGGUGCUCAUGAGCGGACACCUCGACCGGCUGGCCGGCAUCGACGCUAGUCCAGGUAACGUGAACCCUGCUACCUUGUCUUACGGCCGUAACAAGGCGCAGUCAGUCCAGCAGCUGGUCAUAGCGCUGCAGCGGACCGGGGACCCGGCGCAGCUGGUGCUCAUGAGCGGACACCUCGACCGGCUGGCCGGCAUCGACGCUAGUCCAGGUAACGUGAACCCUGCUACCUUGUCUUACGGCCGUAACAAGGCGCAGUCAGUCCAGCAGCUGGUCAUAGCGCUGCAGCGGACCGGGGACCCGGCGCAGCUGGUGCUCAUGAGCGGACACCUCGACCGGCUGGCCGGCAUCGACGCUAGUCCAGGUAACGUGAACCCUGCUACCUUGUCUUACGGCCGUAACAAGGCGCAGUCAGUCCAGCAGCUGGUCAUAGCGCUGCAGCGGACCGGGGACCCGGCGCAGCUGGUGCUCAUGAGCGGACACCUCGACCGGCUGGCCGGCAUCGACGCUAGUCCAGGUAACGUGAACCCUGCUACCUUGUCUUACGGCCGUAACAAGGCGCAGUCAGUCCAGCAGCUGGUCAUAGCGCUGCAGCGGACCGGGGACCCGGCGCAGCUGGUGCUCAUGAGCGGACACCUCGACCGGCUGGCCGGCAUCGACGCUAGUCCAGGUAACGUGAACCCUGCUACCUUGUCUUACGGCCGUAACAAGGCGCAGUCAGUCCAGGAGCUGUUCAUAGCGCUGCAGCGGACCGGGGACCCGGCGCAGCUGGUGCUCAUGAGCGGACACCUCGACCGGCUGGCCGGCAUCGACGCUAGUCCAGGUAACGUGAACCCUGCUACCUUGUCUUACGGCCGUAACAAGGCGCAGUCAGUCCAGCAGCUGGUCAUAGCGCUGCAGCGGACCGGGGACCCGGCGCAGCUGGUGCUCAUGAGCGGACACCUCGACCGGCUGGCCGGCAUCGACGCUAGUCCAGGUAACGUGAACCCUGCUACCUUGUCUUACGGCCGUAACAAGGCGCAGUCAGUCCAGCAGCUGGUCAUAGCGCUGCAGCGGACCGGGGACCCGGCGCAGCUGGUGCUCAUGAGCGGACACCUCGACCGGCUGGCCGGCAUCGACGCUAGUCCAGCGCUGCAGCGGACCGGGGACCCGGCGCAGCUGGUGCUCAUGAGCGGACACCUCGACCGGCUGGCCGGCAUCGACGCUAGUCCAGACGCCAGAAGCCCCUCGUGGCAGCAGCUGGCCGACAUAAUGACGUCACUCAAAGAGGUCGUGUCGGGCCUCAUCCACUACCUUCAGAAUGCAACGAGCCGCGACGCCAAUCACAACCCCCGGCCGGCCACGCAAGAGAGAUUGCCUGAACCGACGUCAAACGGGCUGCCGCCUCGUGAGCCCACGCCGUCAUCCACCCCCACUCACUCGUCCCGACACAUGCCAACCAUGUGUCGGGAGGCGGCACAGAGAUCCUUCUGCCCCCGAGGAAACGCUUGCACGUUCGCACACUCUGAGGAAGAAAUGAUAAGAUACAGAGGAAUUCCUAGCAAUCACGUCGCUGGCAACGGGAAUAUGCCCUUCAUGCCCGGCCCGCCGAUGCCCAUGAUUCCCGCCGGGAUCCCGAUCCCGCCGCCGCCGCUGUACUCGCGGUACCCGCCGCCACACCCACACCAUCGCGCCGAUUUCCAGAUUCCGCCGAUCGCCGCUCCGAUGGGACCCCCGCGCAUGAUGCAAGGCGCCGAAGCCCGCGCGCCGGAUAAUCCGCACGAGCCACGCAUGCCUCCACCGUACCACAUGAUGCCACAUCAGCGGAUGGCUGGCAUGAAGCCUAUGACCCGUUUUUACGGCCGGUACCCAAGCCCGCCACACGCCAGCAACCUUUCGCCCUACCCCGACUAUCGACCGGUACACCAGCCGUUCCCGCAGGCGGCGCCAGGCGGACUCUCGUACCAGUCGGAGGCGUGUGGGCCGCUGCCCAACAUCUAUAUUCCUCCACCGAGCAACAUCAGCCCUCAAAGGAAUUUGAGCCCGCAAUACAACUUUGACGACCUUUCGGUGGAUCUGCUUCCGGACUACCGCCCGGUGCAGUACGUGCCGCCGACGCCCCGCGACAUGCCCCGCGACAUGGCCCGCGAUUUGGGCCACGAUAUGGCCCGCGAUUUUGGCCACGACAUGGCCCGCGAUUUUGGCCACGACAUGGCUCGCGAUUUUGGCCACGACAUGGCUCGGGAUUUGGGCCACGACUUAGCCCGUGAUUUUGGCCACGAUAUGGCCCGGGAUCUGGGCCACGACUUGCGCGAUUUCGGCCACGACAUGGCCCGGGAUUUGGGCCACGAUAUGGCCCGCGACAUGGGCCGCGAUAUGGCCCGGGAUUUGGGUCACGACAUGGCUCGUGAUUUAGGCCAUGAUAUGUCUCGCGACAUGGCCCGCGAUUUGGGCCACGACAUGGCCCGUGAUUUAGGCCACGACAUGGCCCGCGAUUUGGGCCACGACAUGGGCCGCGAUUUGGGCCACGACAUGGGCCGCGAUUUGGGCCACGACAUGGCCCGCGAUUUGGGCCACGACAUGGGCCGCGAUUUGGGCCACGACAUGGCCCGCGAUUUGGGCCACGACAGGGCCCGCGACAUGGCCCGCGAUUUGGGCCACGACAUGGCCCGUGAUUUAGGCCAUGACAUGGCCCGUGAUUUGGGCCACGACAGGGCCCGCGACAUGGGCCGUGAUUUGGGCCAUGGCAUGGCCCGCGACAUGCCUCGCGAUUUACCCCGGGAUCUAGCGCUCGAAUUGCCUAAUCGCGAUCUGCCACGGGACCUGGCUCAUGGCGAUCUACCACGGGAGCUGCGCGAGCUGCCACGGGAGCUGUGCGAGCUGCCACGGGACCUGACCCGCGAGUUGCCCUUGGACCUGACCCGGGAGAUCCCUGCUCGUGACCUGACGCUCGACUUGGCCCGGGACCUGCCCCGCGAAGUCGGCUGCGACAUGACGCGCGCGCCGGAGUUGCCCCACGAGCUCGGAGCGCUCGCCGAGCCACAAGCGUGGGCUUCUGCUUCGGAUGUGUUCGGUUUCGAUGGGAUUCUAAACGCUCUGCCCGGCCCAUCUAAUGCCCCCGAGGAGGUUUUCAGUUUUGAAGCCCUGCGCAACCCUCCUCCUCCGCCUAACAACCCAGAUGAGGAGUUGGAGGAAGAGCUGCAGGCCCUCGAGCGCCGAAUCGAUACCGAGUUUAAGUCGGACUAGCAUACGAGCUACCGGUACACGCUGCUGCAGUGGUCGCGCCCAUACACUGACGUCACCACCUCGCCUGCGCUGGAGACGGUACAGCACUACAUGUGCGCCCCGAUGGUGGUCCACGGGGACCGCCUCUGCGUCUGUACCAUGACCCCCGCCAACCCUCCCCUGCCAAUCAGCUUCACCUAUGUCUAGGUGACCUAGUGACAGAACAAUACUUAAAACAGUUUUAAUCCGAACAGUAUUUAUGCAUGUUUCGCGUUUAUAUAUUAAUAU